AAUUCGAAAAUUUCUGAAGAGUGCCACGUUACAGAACUCUGACUAAGCAAAACGCCAAAGCAACAGGUGGACGACAAGGUAUCUCAAAAAGUCUGAAACAAAAUGGAAUCAGCAUCUUAACCCCAAGACGACAAACGCAUAACAAAUGAAAAUGACGCAAGAGAAGGGUAGUUCAAGUUCUGUAGUCAAGGUAUCCCCACCUUAACGCGCCGUGCUUCCACCGAUCCACGUCCGCACCGUGUCGAGCUAGUUUUGUUUAGUUUUGCGCAGAAACGGUGCGGACACGGAGCCAUAGAAUAUGGAUGCGGAAAAAUUAAUCGAAGAGAUACAAAACUUUCCAGUGCUCUACGAUCAGUCACAUGAUAAAUACCGCAACACUGAAUAUAAAGAACGUGUUUGGAGAAAAGUUUCAACGAACAUCCAGGCUAAAGGUGGAGUGCCAGAAUGUAAAAGGAGAUGGAAUUCAAUUCGAGAUCAACUUCGCAGGACGAUUCAAAAAAGAAAAACUAAAUCUGGACAGGAUGCUAAAAAACGUUGCAAGUAUAAGUAUGAGAACAUUCUUAAAUUUUUAUUACCUCAUCUAAUUGAAAAGGAUAGCAUAACAAAUGACCAAGCAGAAGGUUAUGACGAUUCAGAAAGUAUAGCUGAGUCGCAUGAUACCCAAGACUCAUUCAACCGAGGAGUAGAAAAUAUCAGCCAAGCUGAUGGACCUAAAAAAGAAGAUGAUCAAGGUUCAACUUAUGACACAAGUUUUCACUUUUCAUUAGAAAAACAUCAGUUCGCCACUCCUACGGCAGGAAAGAACAUUCUAUGUGAAGUGAAACCGCAAGACAUCUCAGCGAGUCAGCUUCUUGCUUACAUGUUAGCAGAGAGAGAGGCUGUGAAAUCGAUCAUGCAAGGUUCACAAACGAGCACACAAGAUCCAGUUUAUGCUUUUUUGUGUGGACUCGCACCAACACUAAAAUCUCUCAAUCCUAUGCUGCUGAAUGAAGCCAAAGGAAAACUGUUUAGUGUUGUGCAGGAACUAGAAAUGAGGCAGUUGCAAAUGAAUGCCAAUGGCCAAGGACACAUAAUGCAAUCAUACCCGAUGCCCGCACAGUCAUCAGCGUCGUCAUCUUCCUCAUCGGCUUCAUCUGCAUCAACAACCACAUCUGAAACGACAAAAGUUAAGGAACCUUCGUAAUUGAAAUUGGCUUAGCUUUUAAUCAUUUUAUGUAUAUCGUGAAUUAUUUUUGUGAAUUUGAUGGAGCGAAAAUGAAAAUAAAAGUUUUCAUGUCGAA
Molecule: messenger RNA, 1280 nt
Organism: Harmonia axyridis
Lineage: Eukaryota; Metazoa; Arthropoda; Insecta; Coleoptera; Coccinellidae
Exons: 2
Coding region: 299-1183 (294 amino acids)
Biological process (GO): regulation of transcription by RNA polymerase II
Cellular component (GO): transcription regulator complex; nucleus
Molecular function (GO): DNA binding
Source: RefSeq, a predicted model, not a curated record